Messenger RNA from Magallana angulata, 573 nucleotides. RefSeq lists its product as uncharacterized. NCBI's taxonomy places the organism in Eukaryota, Metazoa, Mollusca, Bivalvia, Ostreida, Ostreidae. The transcript is spliced from 8 exons. The record is from RefSeq and is a predicted model, not a curated record. The coding region runs from base 16 to 558 and encodes 180 amino acids.
GACACCUUAAUCAAGAUGAAGUGUUUAAUCAUAUUUCUGUUACCCGUGGCCUUUGCUGCCUCAGUGCAACAAAAGAGAAUCAUUGCUGACACACUUCUGAACGGCCAAGAAGCUAGAAAUAUCAUCGAUCAGCUGGUGACAUUCUUAUCAUCUGACACCAGCGAGGCCAAAUGUGAAUCUGAAUGUCACACUCUAAUUGCAAACCCCCAGUCUACACUCCAACAUUUGUGUCCGUUUAUGUGUCACCUCGCUCAGCAGACAAUUGGUGGACUUCAUCACAACAAACGACUUGUUUUUGACACUUUCCUAAAUGGAGAGGAGGGGAGACGCAUUGUGGAUCAACUUGUGGAACAGCUCGGAACUGACGCCAACUAUGCAAAAUGCGAACAGGAAUGUCACGUGUUGAUUCGGAAUCAGCAGUCCGUGAUGCAACAUCUCUGUCCCUUCAUCUGUCACUUAACAAUAGAUGCGAUCAAGAGUCUUCAUAGCCCAACAACCGACCCAGCAGCAACAGGAAAGAAGAGACUGUAUCUAGCGAGACCUGACCCCCCAGAGUAACCUUGUCUUGAAUAG